AUGUCUCCUUAUAUGAACCCAAAUUCAGAAGUGGCGCAAACAAGAGGUGAAGGGGGUAUGAAGAUGCACGGCGUGACGAGUUUCUUUGGUGUUUUGGGGAGGCCCCCAGCAGCCAACAAGGCUAAAGUGCCUAGAAGCAGCAGUCCUGUCACUGUGUAUGUGGAGCUCCCGUGUAACAUUGAACAAGCCUUUCCUACAAUUGCAUGGGACGAUUUAGAAGACUGCACAAGCAUAACCAGAAGAGAGAGCGACUCACUGGGCUCACAGGUGAAUGAAUCUGAUGGAGAUGAGCAAGACUUUGGGGAUUUUGCGCUGGAUUUUAUAGCCGAUUCCCCAGCCACUCUGGAGAGCAGCCUGUGCCCUGCAGAACUGAUCCCCUUUCAGGGCUGCAUCAUACCUCCCCUCACCCCUCAGCCUGUCGUCUCUCCUGCAGAGGACAACCUGCUUCCUAAUGCUUCCACGGAGAUUAACAACCAGGAUGGAGCACUUUGGAAGGGCAGGAUCGGAGGUUCUGUGGAAGUCAAUAACAAGGUUGAUGAGACUCUGCAGAGAAGACAAGAGAGUGAGGAGAAGAACCUUCACUUGAGGCAGCUGGCAUGCAGAGCAAAGCUGCUGGCUUCUGUGCUUGAGAAACUAAUGACCGUCAGAGAGACAGCGAUGCCAUGCAGUGGUAAAGCAAUGAGUCCCUGCAAGAGGCAGCGACUGGACCACGAGGAAUGCGAGACCUCAGAUUCCGUGGAGGAGAUGCUGAGAGACGUCAGCACACGCUGCAACGCUGUGCUGCACGCCUCUGCAGGCAUGAACAUCCCACAGCAAGACUCAAACACCAUCCCAGUGUAUGGCUCCUUCUCAGGCCUUCAGACCUCCAUAUGCAAGGAAAGCAGUGCAAGCAUGGACGAGUCGGAAGAGAGCGUCUCGUCUUUCCGCACUUCAGUAAGAGAACACAGCACGAUAAGGACACAGGUGUUCCCACACGGCCGGGCUUUCACCUCCAGCACCCAGCAAGGAGGAUACCGCUUUCGCUGGGUCCCCAACCACAGCUGA
Messenger RNA from Doryrhamphus excisus (bluestripe pipefish), 1044 nucleotides. It is a transcript of the gene mcidas, whose product is annotated as multiciliate differentiation and DNA synthesis associated cell cycle protein. NCBI's taxonomy places the organism in Eukaryota, Metazoa, Chordata, Actinopteri, Syngnathiformes, Syngnathidae. Gene Ontology annotation, cellular component: nucleus. Gene Ontology annotation, biological process: negative regulation of cell cycle; negative regulation of DNA replication. The record is from RefSeq and is a predicted model, not a curated record.